AUGUCGGCUGAACAAUAUGGAUCUAGUCUCCUGGAUGGCGUGCAUGAGGAAAGUCUAGAACAGCAUGAUCAGCUUCUGGCAGAUGUUAGACGCCUACUAUAUCCACGGCAACAGUCCGUCCUAGGGUUGGAACAACUAGAUGACCUGUUGGAAGGUGUUAGGCAUUUGGAUGAACCACCAUCAGCUCAGUACCCGGAAUGGACAUCUUCCAGAGCACCAAGUCCAGAACAUGCCAUCAACGAUGAAGGAGCUAGCUAUGAAGAUAAUGCUGCCAAUAUUGAGACAGAGAGACCGGCCAUAGCAAAGACGAAAACGAAGCCUGUCAUCAUCGAGCUCACAAGCCAACACUCGGCAUCUGGCAAGACAAGCAUACUGUACUAUCUGGCUGGACUCGCGACACUCCCAUACGAGUCUAGUGGCAAGCAAUCAGCCGUUGUGUGGAUCGACAGCGAUGGACGUGUCUCCGCCUCUCGGUUGGCACAGGUGAUUGAGUAUCACCUCUCUAUGGCAAGGACCGACUCAACAGAGAGCAACACACAACAACCCGGCGGUGCGAGCAUCACGAGCCCAACAGCCCUCGAAGCUCUAAACCACAUCCAUAUCUUCCGCCCACAAUCUUCAACACAAGUCCUCAACAUCCUGGACUCCCUUCCACGCUACCUCCUGGAUCCAACACGACAUAAAUCCUCCCACCGCCAAUUAGGCCUACUGAUACUCGACUCCGCCACGGCCUUCCACGCACAAGACCGCUUCGACGCCGAAAUGGCGCGUCUCGAUCUGCCUCUCCAACAGCGCGAGCCAUCCGGCAAACCCAAUCCAACAUCCAAAGCAUCCGUAAUCAUCACACGCCUGAGUGCUCUUCAAGCACGCUUCGAAUGCACCAUACUCUUCACCACCAACACGAGCACCAUGACCGCCAACACCUCCAACCAAGCCGCCACACCGAAUGACCCCAGCAGGGUCGCCAUCAACGACUCGCCCAUCAUCAGUCCUUGGACACGCUUCGCGACCCUGACGCUGCAGGUCGAGCGAGUGCGUGUCGCGCAGUUCGCGCCGUACAUGGAUCUCGAGCAGUGUUUGCACGAUGCCGAGAGGAGGCUGGAGGUGGUGAGGAGAGGGAGAUUUACUGUUGAGGUAUUGGGGCAACGGAGGGAUUCUAGCAGGGGUAAGGCUAGGGGCACGGGGAAUGUUACUUUGAGUGUUACUGAGGCUGGAGUCCGGAUUGAAUCUUAA
Molecule: messenger RNA, 1233 nt
Organism: Exophiala bonariae
Lineage: Eukaryota; Fungi; Ascomycota; Eurotiomycetes; Chaetothyriales; Herpotrichiellaceae
Exons: 2
Coding region: 1-1233 (410 amino acids)
Biological process (GO): DNA strand invasion; double-strand break repair via homologous recombination
Cellular component (GO): Rad51B-Rad51C-Rad51D-XRCC2 complex; replication fork; centrosome
Molecular function (GO): ATP-dependent DNA damage sensor activity; four-way junction DNA binding; ATP binding
Source: RefSeq, a predicted model, not a curated record